CGUUCACAUGCGAGCCACCGACUCGACGUCAGCGAACAUAAUGCCAUCACCGCGCCUCCACCAUCUCUCCCGUAUGCUUCGGUUUCCUCGAGAUGAGCCUCCUCACAAGCCCUCUCUACCUGCUCGGGCCGCCUCUUCUCCUCCUCGUCUCGGUCCCUCUCGCCGUCUUCGCCUUUCUCACCACCACCCUCGCCGUAUCGCUUCUCGCGGUCCGCGUCUCGGUCGUCUACGUCGAGCUCGGCGUCGCGCUCCUCCAUGCGUACCUCUUCCCCGAACCGCCUAAACCACUGCCAAAACGGCCUCCACCGCCUCCGAGUUCCCCUCCGCGUUUCCGGAAUCGACAUGGCAGCGCGGCGAGCAGCGCCUCCUCCCAAGACACGGCCGUGCCCGCUGCGCGACUCCACAACAAGGCUGGAUCUUUCGCCAACCUCUAUGAUACAUCCAUGACUCGCGACUUUGAAGGUGUGGGCGGAUGGAGAGAACCCGGCGAUGACGAUGAAGAGGCGUUGUGGAUGGGCAUGAACUCGCGGUUGGAGCUGCCGGCAGCCCUGCCGACGAGGCAUCAGAGGAGACAUACUGGCGAGAGUCAGAGGUGGAGCUGGAGCCCGGAGGCGCUGAGGAUGAGUCCUAUGCAGAGCCGGUCCAGGACGCCCACCCAGACCGCCCAGACCGCACCCAGCGGAGGCGACUACUUCCCACCUCAACCGGCCGUGCGACCAUUGAGCACCGCGUCCGAACUUGCGAAGAGCGCACAUAGGCGGAAGACUAGCGUGGGCGGAAGUAGCUCGUCCAGCGUUGGGUCGAGCUCAAGGCAGACCACCAUCGCCAUCAAGGAGGCCGGCGAAUGAUGCUCUCGUCAUAGCCGUAUAAAUGAGCAUGGCUACCCAUUCUCGGCACCCGCGAGUGGCCAACAUGACCACGCCGUCGCAUUGUGCGCGUAGAUGACAUGGCGGCCAGCAAGCGUCCACCUGCCGACAACCGGCCCUCGUGUGUGCAAUAUACACGCUUGGUG
Molecule: messenger RNA, 1012 nt
Organism: Trematosphaeria pertusa
Lineage: Eukaryota; Fungi; Ascomycota; Dothideomycetes; Pleosporales; Trematosphaeriaceae
Exons: 1
Coding region: 93-848 (251 amino acids)
Source: RefSeq, a predicted model, not a curated record